AUGGAUUCAAAUCAGGACUUGACCCAUUUAGGAGUGUUCACUGUCGAUCAGGCUAGUUUGGAGCGCGAUGUGACAAAUUCAGCAGAUCAAUAUAUCACUAGUGAGACGAAAGAAAUCGAAAGAAAAAGAUUAGAAAAAGUAGAGAAGGAGAUUUAUGCUGUAGAAAAAAAAAGUCGUCAGCUUGAAGCGCGAAUUGAUAGUCGCUUGACGCAAAUUAGCGUGAAAGGAAAUCUUCGAAAGCAGCUCGACAAGUUUCGCGCAACGCUUCAAAAUUUAAAAUCCGACGAAAAUGAUAUCAAAUUGCGCAUGGAAGGCAUUGAUGAGGGCCAACAGGCUGUAUUUGCUGACCCUCAUGCACUUGAAGAAGCCGAGCGCCAAGAAUUAAUUCGUACUGGUAAAAUUACACCUUUUGGUAGGUUUUCUGGUAUUGAUAACGAAAGUUCAAACAUUGGUGGACAUCAAUUAAGUAGUCAGGCGAUACCUCAAGAACCUGAAGCUAUUGAUAACACGAUUACCAAGAACAUUAGUAUAGAGCAAAAUGAAGAGCAAGAAUUUGGGCUAAAACAAGAGAAAGACGAAGAUUAUGCACAAGUCGAGAAUGUUGGUGAACAAGAGACUACUUCAGCUGUGGAUGAUGGUGAUAAUUUGGUGUAUCGUAAGCGUCUACAUUCAUGGUGUACUGAGCGCAAUCAAUUACGCCAAAAAUCAGAACAAGCGAAGCCAGAAAAAUCUGAGACUUUUGCUGAAGAAGUUUCUACUAACCAUUCUUCAUUAAAUGAAGAUACAGAAGAAUGGUUUAAACCGCAUCCUACCAAACGUGGCCAAACUUACAAAGGCGGAUUCACCAUUCCCGGCGAUAUUCGACCCCAUCUUUUUCGAUAUCAAGUUACAUGUGUACAGUGGCUAUGGGAACUUUAUAGCCAAGAAGCAGGAGGCAUCAUUGGUGAUGAAAUGGGGCUAGGAAAAACAAUACAAAUUGUAUCUUUUCUUUCUUCACUUCACCAUUCAAGGAUGUAUGAAAAACCAGCUUUGAUUGUCUGUCCGGCCACUUUAAUGAAACAAUGGGUCAAUGAAUUUCACCAGUGGUGGGGUCCGUUACGUGUUGUUGUUUUGCAUGCCACAGGCAGUGGUGCUCUUGCUACGCGAGAAAAAAGGCAGUACCAGUCUUUGGAGGAAGAGGAUGAUGUAGCAGAAAUUAUAAACCCAAAUGCUUCUAAGUCUUUCCAUAGCUAUGCCAAAGCAUUAGUGGAUAGCGUGUUUACUGAAGGCCAUGUUCUAAUUACAACGUAUGCCGGGUUACGCCUUUACAGUGAUUUAUUAUUACCACGGGAAUGGGGUUAUUGUGUUUUAGAUGAAGGACAUAAAAUUCGGAACCCGGAUUCCGAAAUGUCUGUGAAUUGUAAGCAAGUAAAAACCCCUCAUCGAAUCAUUUUAUCAGGUACUCCUAUUCAAAACAACUUAAUUGAACUUUGGAAUUUAUUCGAUUUUGUUUUUCCCGGUCGAUUAGGAACGCUUCCUGUUUUCCAAAAUCAAUUUGCUCUUCCUAUUAAUAUUGGUGGUUAUGCAAAUGCGUCGAAUGUCCAAGUACAAACUGCUUACAAGUGUGCUUGUAUGCUUCGUGAUUUAAUCUCUCCAUAUUUAUUACGAAGAAUGAAAUUAGACGUGGCCUCAGACCUACCCAAAAAAUCCGAGCAAGUUUUGUUUUGUAAGCUAACUCCUCUUCAACGCAAAGCCUACCAAGAUUUCUUGAAUGGUUCAGAUAUGCAAAAAAUUUUAAAUGGAAAACGUCAAAUGCUAUAUGGGAUCGAUAUUCUAAGAAAAAUAUGUAAUCAUCCAGAUUUGGUUAUUCGUGAAUUUAUAUCUCAAAAGAAGGACUAUUAUUAUGGAGAUCCCGAAAAGUCCGGAAAACUGAAGGUUGUAAUGUCUCUGUUACAGCUUUGGAAGAAGCAAAAGCACCGCACAUUACUUUUUUCCCAAACACGACAAAUGCUUGAUAUUUUAGAGAGCAGCAUUAAAGAUAUUCCUGGACUUCGUUACUGUCGUAUGGACGGAGGGACUUCAAUUGGUCUUCGACAUGGUUUAGUCGAUAAUUUUAACAAAAACGGUAUAUAUGAUGUGUUUUUAUUAACAACUCGUGUUGGUGGAUUGGGCAUCAAUUUAACAGGAGCCGAUCGUGUUAUUCUAUUCGACCCAGACUGGAAUCCAUCUACGGAUGCCCAAGCUCGUGAACGAGCGUGGAGAUUGGGACAAAAAAGAGACGUUGUAGUGUACCGCCUAAUGACUGCUGGAACAAUUGAAGAAAAGAUAUAUCAUCGCCAAAUUUUUAAACAGUUUCUGACAAAUAAAAUUUUGAAAGAUCCAAAGCAGCGGCGAUUUUUUAAAAUGACCGAUUUACAUGAUUUAUUUUCAUUGGGUAACGAUAAGGAAGAAGGAACAGAGACUGGAAACAUGUUUUUGGGAGCUGAACGAGUUUUCAAAAAACAGCCCUCAAGCCAUGGGGAAGAAAAAAGUGGAAAGCAAAAAUCCCGUAAAGAGGUUGAUGGGAAUAAUCCGGAGGAAAAGAAUCGAAAAGUUUUUGAUAAAAUUGGUAUUGCUUCUAUGGAAAAAUUUAAACCACCAGAGGAUACUGGUGUUACAAAAGGCACGUCUUCUAAAAAUACACGUGGCGAUGAAUCCGUACUCGAUGAUAUUUUUGCGAGUGCCGGAAUUCAAAGUACGUUAAAGCAUGAUGAAAUUAUGGAAGCUUCUCAACCCGAGACUUUACUCGUAGAAAAAGAAGCUUCAAGAGUUGCCAAUGAUGCUGUGCGUGCUGUCGCCAAUUCUCGACGACAGCGGGUCGCUGCUAAUCGGAACAAAACCGAUCCUCCUACCGGUAAUAUUUCACGUCAGAAUAUAGCUUCUGCAAGUCCCCAGGCUUCUGGUCCAGUUAGCUCCAGUACAUUAUUGGCUCGCCUCAAGCAAAGGCGUUAA
This is a messenger RNA of Schizosaccharomyces osmophilus, 2970 nucleotides long. RefSeq names its product SNF2 family DNA-dependent ATPase (ERCC6) Rhp26-like (gene rhp26). NCBI's taxonomy places the organism in Eukaryota, Fungi, Ascomycota, Schizosaccharomycetes, Schizosaccharomycetales, Schizosaccharomycetaceae. The record is from RefSeq and is a predicted model, not a curated record. The transcript has a single exon. Gene Ontology annotation, molecular function: ATP-dependent chromatin remodeler activity; ATP binding. Gene Ontology annotation, cellular component: nucleus. Bases 1 to 2970 code for a protein of 989 amino acids. Gene Ontology annotation, biological process: transcription-coupled nucleotide-excision repair.